AUGGGGACAAGUGGAGGUGGCGGAGAAGGAACUAGUGGUGGUGGGAAUAUUAUAACCGGAGGCCAUAUUGGUAGAGGUGGCAAUGGAACUAGUGGUGGUGGACGGAUAAUAAACGGAGGACGUCUAGGUGGAGGCGGAGAAGGUACUAGUGGUGGUGGACGGAUUAUAAAUGGGGGACGUCGUGGUGGAGGUGGCGAUGGAACUAGUGGUGGUGGACGGAUUAUAAAUGGAGGACGUCGUGGAGGAGGUGGAGAAGGUACUAGUGGUGGUGGAUGGAUUAUUAUUGGAGGACGUCUUCGUGGUGGAGGCGGAGACAGAACUAAGGGUGGUGGACAGGUUAUUAUCGGAGGACGAUGUCUUUUUGGUGGAUGA
Solanum lycopersicum (tomato) is the source of this 372-nucleotide messenger RNA. RefSeq lists its product as uncharacterized. The record is from RefSeq and is a predicted model, not a curated record. NCBI's taxonomy places the organism in Eukaryota, Viridiplantae, Streptophyta, Magnoliopsida, Solanales, Solanaceae.